GCAAUUGGAGCUCUGUGGGUGCCAGCUGCGUGCAAGCUGAGACUGGACGAAGGGAGCCUGCAGACAGAACUCCUGCCUUGCAAUAUUUUCUCAAAGAAAUGUAUCCAGAAUGAAGAAAAGAGGGGUUGAUUGCAAACAGAAGCACAUUUUGCACUGAAAUGGAGCAAGCAAUUGGUGAGCCAAUGAGGAACCUGGAUGCACAGACGGGUUUGACCAAGGACCUUCCCAAAGCCAAGAAAUGCACAGUGAUCGGGGGCUCUGGAUUCCUGGGCCAGCACAUGGUGGAGCAGUUGCUGGCAAGAGGCUAUGCUGUCAAUGUGUUUGAUAUCCGGCAAGGAUUCUAUAACCCACAGGUGCAGUUCUUUCUGGGUGACCUGUGCAGCCAGCAGGAUCUGUACCCAGCUCUGAAAGGUGUAAGCACAGUUUUCCACUGUGCAUCACCCUCGCCAUCCAGUAACAACAAGGACCUCUUUUAUAAAGUGAAUUACCUUGGCACCAAGAAUGUCAUUGAAACUUGCAGAGAGGCUGGGGUUCAGAAACUGAUCUUAACCAGCAGUGCCAGUGUCGUCUUUGAGGGUGUUGACAUCAAGAAUGGAACUGAAGACCUUCCCUAUGCCGCGAAGCCCAUUGACUACUACACGGAGACUAAGAUCUUACAGGAGAGAGUAGUCCUGGAUGCCAAUGAUCCUGAAAAGAAUUUCUUAACCACAGCCAUCCGCCCUCAUGGCAUUUUUGGCCCAAGGGACCCCCAGUUGGUCCCCAUCCUCAUUGAAGCAGCCAGGAAUGGCAAGAUGAAGUUUAUAAUUGGAAAUGGAGAGAACUUGGUGGACUUCACUUUUGUGGAGAAUGUGGUCCAUGGACAUAUCCUGGCUGCAGAGCACCUGUCCGGCAACACAGCGCUGGGUGGGAAGGCUUUUCACAUCACCAAUGAUGAGCCCAUCCGUUUCUGGACAUUCCUGUCCCGCAUCCUGACAGGCCUCAACUAUGAGGCCCCCAAGUACCACAUCCCCUACUGGCUGGCCUACUACCUGGCCUUCCUGCUGUCCCUGCUGGUGGCAGUGCUGAGUCCGCUCAUCCAGAUCCAGCCCACCUUCACUCCAAUUCGGGUUGCGCUAGCUGGGACAUUCCACUACUACAGCUGCGAGAGAGCCAAAAAGGCCAUGGGCUACCGUCCACUGGUCUCCAUGGAUGAAGCUGUGGAGAGGACUGUGAAGAGCUUUCACCACCUGCGGAAGGCCAGGUGAAGCCCUGGGCACUGUCACCACGUUCCCCAGCCAAUAACCCUGCCCCCAGAGAAAGUUGAAGCUUAAAUGACUGUGAUCCCUCCAAU
Molecule: messenger RNA, 1330 nt
Organism: Nycticebus coucang (slow loris)
Lineage: Eukaryota; Metazoa; Chordata; Mammalia; Primates; Lorisidae
Gene: NSDHL
Product: NAD(P) dependent steroid dehydrogenase-like
Exons: 9
Coding region: 159-1244 (361 amino acids)
Biological process (GO): steroid biosynthetic process
Molecular function (GO): 3-beta-hydroxy-Delta5-steroid dehydrogenase (NAD+) activity
Source: RefSeq, a predicted model, not a curated record